AUAAGAUUGAUCUCCUUCUUAGAUUAAUCUUGAAAUUUUCCAAAAUAUACAAAUGGAAGAAAUUCAAGUACCUUCUUAUUUUAUUUGCCCCAUUUCACUUGAGAUGAUGAAAGAUCCUAUCACGAUCUCUACAGGAAUAACAUAUGAUCGAGAAAACAUUGAAAAAUGGAUAUUCUCUGAAAAGAAGAACACUUGUCCGGCUACGAAACAGUCUCUUACAUGCAUAGAGUUGACCCCAAAUGUUACUCUGCGACGAUUAAUCCAAUCGUGGUGUACUAUCAAUGCGUCUCAUGGUAUUGAAAGGUUCCCUACACCAAAGCCUCCGGUAAGCAAACCACAAAUCAUAAAGCUCCUAAAAGAAGCGAAAUCGCCUAAAUUGCAAAUGAAAUCUCUCAAGAGACUCAGAUCCAUAGCUUCUGAGAAUGAUGCUAACAAACAUUGCAUGGAAUCUGCGGGGGCAAUGGAGUUUUUAGCUUCUAUAAUUAAUAAUAAUAAUUCGAAUGAAGUGUUUGAAGAAGAAAAAGAGGGUUUCAUGAGUACUAAAGACGAAGCGCUUAGCAUCCUCUAUCAACUCAAAUUAUCCGAACAAGGAUUGAAGUCACUCAUCAUGAGUGGAAAUGGAGAAUUCAUUCAAUCUUUGACACGUGUCAUGCAACAUGGGAGCUAUGAGUCUAGGGCUUACGCGGUUAUGCUAAUGAAAGACAUGUUCGAAAUAUCCACACCAACUCUAGUUUUGAGUUUGAAGCAAGAAUUCUUCACACAAGUUGUUCAAGUCUUGAGGGAUGAGAUCUCUCAAAAGGCUACAAACGCAUCAUUGCAAGUGCUAGUGCACGCGUGUCCAUUUGGUAGGAACAGAGUGAAAGCAGCAGAAGAAGGAACAAUUAGGGUUUUGGUUGAUCUUCUGCUCGAUUCAUCUGAAAAAAGGGCUUGUGAAUUGAUGUUAAUUUUGUUGGAUCAACUUUGUCAGAGCGCAGAAGGGAGAGCCGAGCUAUUGAAUCAUCCAGGAGGAUUAGCCAUUGUGUCCAAGAAAAUACUUAGGGUUUCAAAAGUAGGGAGUGAAAGGGCAAUUAAGAUCUUACAUUCAAUCUCAAAGUUUUCAUCAACACCAAGUGUUGUUCAAGAGAUGUUGAGUUUGGGUGUGGUAUCAAAGCUUUGUUUGGUGCUUCAAGUUGAUUGUGGAAGCAAAGCUAAGGAAAGAGCUAGAGAAAUUCUCAAAUUUCAUGCUAAGGCAUGGAGUAAUUCUCCUUGUAUACCUAAUAAUUUACUAUCUUCAUAUCCAUUUUAGGAAUUAGGUAGAAAUGAUCAAAAAUUGCUUAGUAGUGGAUAAUAUUUGUGUACAUAAUUUAUUCUUUUCAGAAAAUAGAAAAAAAAUGGACAAAAUGGUCCAUGAAAUUUAAUUGUUCACAUA
This is a messenger RNA of Solanum verrucosum, 1408 nucleotides long. RefSeq names its product E3 ubiquitin-protein ligase PUB22-like. Bases 53 to 1285 code for a protein of 410 amino acids. The transcript has a single exon. The record is from RefSeq and is a predicted model, not a curated record. Gene Ontology annotation, biological process: protein ubiquitination. Gene Ontology annotation, molecular function: ubiquitin protein ligase activity. NCBI's taxonomy places the organism in Eukaryota, Viridiplantae, Streptophyta, Magnoliopsida, Solanales, Solanaceae.